CUCAGUUCCGGUUACAGGCGAAUUUUGUUUACGUUGCUCCCAGGUCUGGAUGCUGUCUUCCUUAGUUCGGCUCCAAGAUGGGGAAAUCCUUCGCCAAUUUUAUGUGCAAGAAGGACUUUCAUCCUGCCUCCAAAUCCAAUAUCAAAAAAGUAUGGAUGGCAGAACAGAAAAUAUCAUAUGAUAAGAAGAAACAAGAAGAAUUAAUGCAACAGUAUCUCAAAGAACAAGAGUCAUAUGAUAACAGACUCCUUAUGGGAGAUGAACGUGUAAAGAAUGGCCUUAACUUCAUGUAUGAAGCCCCACCAGGAGCUAAAAAAGAAAACAAAGAGAAAGAAGAAGCAGAAGGAGAGACUGAAUACAAAUUUGAAUGGCAGAAAGGUGCUCCACGAGAAAAAUAUGCCAAAGAUGACAUGAAUAUCAGAGAUCAACCAUUUGGUAUUCAGGUUCGAAAUGUGAGAUGCAUUAAAUGUCACAAAUGGGGCCAUGUCAAUACAGAUCGAGAAUGUCCUUUGUUUGGUCUUUCUGGAAUCAAUGCAAGUUCAGUUCCUACUGAUGGCUCAGGGCCAUCGAUGCACCCCUCGGAGCUAAUAGCGGAGAUGAGAAACAGUGGGUUUGCACUGAAACGAAAUGUGCUGGGGAGAAACUUGACCGCAAAUGAUCCAUCACAGGAAUAUGUUGCAAGUGAAGGUGAAGAAGAUCCAGAAGUUGAAUUUUUAAAGUCACUAACAACCAAACAAAAACAGAAACUUCUCAGGAAAUUGGAUCGACUUGAGAAGAAAAAGAAGAAAAGGAAAAAAGAUAGAAAAAAGAAAAGGCUUCAGAAGAGCAAAAGUAAACACAAAAAACAUAAAAACAAAUCGUCCUCAUCUUCCUCUUCCUCCUCCUCUUCAUCAUCAUCGUCCUCUUCCUCCUCUUCCUCUUCCAGUGAGACCUCAGAGAGCAGCAGUGAGAGUGAGAGAGACAACAAAGGAAAAAAAACACUUAAGAAGAAGAGAAAGAAAAGUAAGGGUUCCCGCUAUAAUAGGAGUGAUUUUCAAGAGAAAGACAAGUGUAAGAAGAAAAAGCUUGAAGAAGACCCUUCUAGUAGUCACAGUAACAAGGAAAAAGAUAGGGAACUGCCUGAGUUUUUAAAACAAGAGAAUUCUGGGAAGAAUAACAAAUGGAGCCAUUCUGAUUCUGACAGAAGUUCCAAAAGCCGUAACUACAGCCCAAACAAGAGAGGGUCUGAAAGAAAGAAGAGGAACAGCAGAAGCCGAAGCAGGGAUGAGAGGAGUAGAAGCCGAAGCCGAAGUCAUGGAAGGCAUAAGCAAACUGGAAAAUGGACACAGCGAAGCCCCAGGGAAGAGCACAGCAGAAGCAAUGGCACCAGGAGUCACAGCACAGACACAUACAGAGGAGACCGAGUGCACAGGGUGAGCUCAGGAGAAAAGCGUACUAAAGUGACCCAGGGAGAGCGAAGCCCAACAAAUACAAACCCAGCCGAGCUACCCGCCGCAAAGGUGUCUGCGAGUUCCGGAAACCGUGCAGUGCCUCCCAGGCGCGCGAUGGAGACGCGGGUGCCCGGGCGCACGGGCCGCCUCCCAGGGCUGCUGCAGGAGACCGCACCUCCGCUGCCAGGAGCAGGGCGUUGGGAGGUGUAG
Molecule: messenger RNA, 1640 nt
Organism: Elephantulus edwardii (Cape elephant shrew)
Lineage: Eukaryota; Metazoa; Chordata; Mammalia; Macroscelidea; Macroscelididae
Gene: CIRSR
Product: corepressor interacting with RBPJ, 1
Exons: 11
Coding region: 78-1640 (520 amino acids)
Biological process (GO): negative regulation of DNA-templated transcription
Cellular component (GO): nucleus
Molecular function (GO): transcription corepressor activity
Source: RefSeq, a predicted model, not a curated record